Sinocyclocheilus grahami is the source of this 741-nucleotide messenger RNA. Its product is annotated as T-box transcription factor TBX19-like. The record is from RefSeq and is a predicted model, not a curated record. Gene Ontology annotation, biological process: regulation of transcription by RNA polymerase II; heart morphogenesis; positive regulation of DNA-templated transcription. NCBI's taxonomy places the organism in Eukaryota, Metazoa, Chordata, Actinopteri, Cypriniformes, Cyprinidae. The transcript is spliced from 5 exons. The coding region runs from base 1 to 741 and encodes 246 amino acids. Gene Ontology annotation, molecular function: DNA-binding transcription factor activity, RNA polymerase II-specific; RNA polymerase II cis-regulatory region sequence-specific DNA binding. Gene Ontology annotation, cellular component: nucleus; chromatin.
AUGUUUCCAAUUCUGAAGGUCAGCGUGACGGGUCUGGAUCCCAACGCCAUGUAUUCGUUCCUCUUGGACUUCAGUCCUGCAGACGGGCACCGCUGGAAGUACGUGAACGGCGAGUGGGUCCCUGCGGGCAAACCUGAGCCUCACAGUCACAGCUGCGUCUACAUCCACCCCGACUCGCCCAACUUCGGUGCCCACUGGAUGAAAGCUCCGGUGUCCUUCAACAAAGUCAAACUGACCAACAAACUCAACGGAGGCGGCCAGAUCAUGCUGAAUUCUCUCCAUAAGUACGAGCCUCAGAUUCACAUUGUUCGUGUUGGAGGCAGCCACAGGAUGGUGACCAACAUCUCUUACACAGACACUCAGUUCAUCGCUGUAACGGCCUACCAGAAUGAAGAGAUAACUGCACUGAAGAUUAAACACAAUCCGUUUGCUAAAGCUUUCCUUGAUGCAAAGGAUAGGAGCCAUCCUAAGAAUCAUCUAGAACCUCCAGCUGAAAACCAGCAUGUGGGCAUACCGCACUGCGGAUGGUUCAUAUCAAACCCAGACACUCUGUGUUCUGCUAGUGGUGGUAACUUUCCGUAUCCAGGAGGUUUACCGCUUACUCCCCACCAUGGGUACAAACACUACCCAAGCCUGCACGGGCACCGAGCAACCCCGUACCCAUCACCCUACCUGUCCCACCAUCAUCACCACCGUGGCCAUAACUCAGGUGAUCUCUCAGAGUGCAUUUUGAAUCAAUAA